Misgurnus anguillicaudatus (oriental weatherfish) is the source of this 5959-nucleotide messenger RNA. It is a transcript of the gene fgl2b, whose product is annotated as fibrinogen-like 2b. The record is from RefSeq and is a predicted model, not a curated record. Lineage: Eukaryota; Metazoa; Chordata; Actinopteri; Cypriniformes; Cobitidae.
CCCCUCUCUGAGCUCUCAUUGCUCUGUUAAAGGGAGGUGGUCCUCCAAUCCCUCCUGAUUCUGCUCUCUCACGCUCUUCAACACAUGCAACAGACCUCCUCACAACAAAGGACAAAAUGUGGCUCGCUGCGUUGUACAUAUGGGGAAUCCUGUUGGCAUUUUCGGCGUGUGACAGCUGCCCAGAUCCUGAGGACGCUGCUUCGUGGGUAAAACUUGAGCCACUGGGGAACUGCGAGGAUGAGGAGAACUUCUGCCCUUACCAAAUCACCCUGCCUCCUCUUUCCAUCCAGCUGCCAAGGCUAGAAAAAAUGGCCAGAGAGCUGCAAAACCUAAAGGAGCUGGUGAACCAGCUGAGAAGGGACUGCCAGGAGUGUAAGGAGAGACAGCGGGUCGAGAGGGGUGGAUUGAAGGACCACGAUGAGGAGGAAGAGGAAGCUCAAAAUUUGAGACAUAAUAAUAAUUUAAGCGGCACAGAGAGACAAAGUCUCAAUGGAGAACAAGUGGUCAGGAUCAUCACCUCAACCCUACCACAAAGAAACAGAGCAGAGAUUGAGGAAAUCAUCAGGAGUGAUGUGAAGAGGAUAAAUCCAUUCAGUUUGGAAAGCCAUGAAUGGAACAUUGACAGGAAUGAUGCAGACCAAGGCACCACUGAUCAGAUUUCUGAGAUGAGCAGAGAGGUUAAAGGUUUUGAUCUUUCACUUGACGAGACAUCAGGGGACACAUCUGAAUUAAGACAAGUGCUCUCACCUAUAACCGAAGACAUACAGAGGGGUCGAAAGUUUCAGCCAGAUGAAUUUUUAGAGCCGUCUAUUUCAAGAACAUCAGAAUCUGUAUCUCAUGGGUCUGAGGUGAGCAGAGAGGUAAAAAUAUUUGAUCCCUCACUUGAAGAGACACCGGGGGACAUAUCUGGGGUAAAACAAGUCUUCUCACCUACAUCUGAAGUGACACACAUUGAACAAAAGUUUCAGCAAGGUGAUCUAUUAGAGUCCUCUAUUCCAAGAACAAAAGACUUUGUACAAUCCGUAACCCAUGGGAAUCGACAACCAAACAUUUUAAGGGACAGAAAUGUGAGGAACAUCACCGGCAUCCUGGCUAUGAGAAGGAGGCUGCAGAAUAUGACCAAUGCGAACGGACCUGGUACCAUUACAGGGAAUGCUAACACAAAGACGGUUUCGGCUGGUAACAGACAGCUUGUUAACUUUUCCAGGACAGGUGGACCACUGAGGCCAAAGACGUACAUAAACAACAGAGCUGGCAAGGUAAGCGACGAAGACAGACUGAGAAACCCUGGCGUGGUGAGGACGCUUCCACAAGCAAGAAACAAGACAGUCAGGCCUGGGCCAACAAGAAAUGGAUUUUCUCCAUUAAGGAGAGCUGGAAUUAACAGUGGACUAACACUAUCAUCCCAAGAAGAUAACAUGUCCAUAAUAAGCCCAAAUCCUGGCACUAAAAGUGCCCUAACACUAUCAACCCAAGAAGAAAAGAUGACAGUGAUAAACCCAAAUCUUGGCACCAACAGUGGACUAACCUCAUCAACGGAAGAAGAAAAGAUGGCAAUAAUAAACCUAGAACCUGGCACCAACAGUGGACUAACCUUAUCAACAGAAGAAGAAGAGAUGAGAAUAAUAAACCCAAAUCUUGGCACCAACAGUGGACUAACCUCAUCAACGGAAGAAGAAAAGAUGAGAAUAAUAAACCCAAAUCUUGGCACCAACAGUGGACUAACCUCAUCAACAAAAGAAGAAAAGAUGAGAAUAAUAAACCCAAAUCUUGGCACUAACACUGGACUAACCCUAUCAGCAGAUGGUGAAGAGUUAACAAUAAUAAAUAAAAGACUUGGCACUGGACUUCCCUUACCAACAGAAGAUAAAAACAUGGCAUUAAUAAACACAAAGCCUAUGACUAACAGUGGACUAACUCUGUCAGACGAUGAUCAAAAGAUUACGAACAAAAAAGACAUAAGUACAGACUCUGAUUCCAGAACAGACUACGAAAAUGACUUGAAAGAUGCAAGACAGGUGUCUGCGGAUGAAGAGGAAAACUUCAGAAAGCUAAACACUAAGACUAAGAUUACAACAACCCAAACAAAUCUGAGGAAGGAAGACCAGGAGGAUGUUAGCCACUCAGCCCAAAUAACAAACAAGUCCUUUAGUACGAUGAACAGAGCCGACCAGCCAAACUUAAUUACAGCUGAGAGCGAGCAUAUGGGAACUGAUGCAAGUCUGGUUAUGAGUAGCACCGAUGCAGACAAAGCAGACUCAUCUUCCCCUGGGAGACAGGUGGAAAAGAAAACAUAUCUAGCCCCAAAUAAGAGAACACAGACUGUGGAUGGCCAUGAGGAUCUGAGGUCCAUUAUUUUGGAAAUCACUAAUGAAAGACAGACUAACCCACUCCCUCCAGAUCAAGAAGAUCACACACAGUCAGGAACGUUCACGGAGGCAGUAAAUGAGGAAAUAAAUUAUAACUCACUGAGUGCAGAGACUGUAAAGAAGACCAUAUUAAGCGAUAGUAAACCCAGUCAAUUGGAAACAGAUCUCGUGAACCCCACCCACAUCCCAAGUGUGAGGGAGCGUACAGCAAGUAUAGCCAGUAAGGUUGAAUCACCUGUAGUAAACCAAGGGACAAGGAGAAUAUUAAUAUCUCAGCCCAAUAAACCUAAAAGUGGGGAAGAUGUGGGAAACAUUCUUUCUAUUAACAGCAACAAGAACAUCAGCAGGAUACGUGAAGCGAGCAACAUGAGGUUUCUAAAAAAUAUCACACGAGUGACGCCAAAAUUCCCCAUACGCCCAGGCAGACAUCCAACAACUUUGAUUUCAUCUGGAGCACCCAAACCUAAUACCAUCAAUAAAAUAUCAGGAAACAGCAGUGUUGUGGUACCAUCUAAUUUUCCCAUCUUACUCCGUAACAGCAGUUUUGGCAGAAGAAAUGGCACUGUAAUGACGAAACCAAGUUAUGUAAGAAGGAGGCCAAAUUUGCAAACCGAGCCCAAGGCAAGCAUUCCAAACAAAGGUUUUAAGACAAACGUAAGCUCAGUGACUCAAUUCAUCAGCUCUACAGGGAAAACAUCUGACGGUAGAGACGAAAACAAAGACAUCCCGCAGGCGAUGGGGUCACAUGUUUUGAAUAAUCUCACCAGUACAGGUUCGAAAUCACUACCAGAGAUUACUCCAAAUGCAGGCAACACCCUAGAUUUGGAUACUGUUGGACAUGGCAAGGAUCAGAGCAGCGUAAUUGUGUUGACUUCAAAGUUUGGCGACAACAAAGAGGACUUAAACAAAGACAACUCUUUGCAUAGUGGUGCACCCGAUUCCCUCAGUGAUGUUGAAGAAACCAAACAAUUAAGUCUGUUAACUACCGUUACUACCAGUGAACGCCCAAUGGGAGUGGACAAAAUCGGCAGCAUGAAGCCGCAGAAUUCAAGGCCAACUGCAUCCACCCAAAACAAAGAGUUAUCAGGUGUAAAUGAAAAAACUUCCUUUAUUCUCACAGGCCAUGGAGAAACUACAAAUACACACGUCGAAAUAGCAGACAUGAGUCAGGUUACCAUCUCACCACCCAUACGCUUUGAAAAUACCGUAGCACCAAGAGAAGUGGAACUUAAUGAAGAAAGAGUGCAGAAAUACUCUGGGGACGUAUCAUCGAAUCCAAAUACUGUCGAUGAUGUCCAAGGUAAUAAUGGAGGGAGGUACUACAAAGCUCCAGUUGUUUUGGAUACGCUUACAAAUGUUGAAGAAAUCAAGGGCUCAAAAGUUUUCUCACUAAGCCCCGAGGACACAGCUGAUGGAUUUAAAACGAUUGCAGUCGGCGAUGACGUAACUCAGACAGAUCGAGGGGAACACAAGAUCCAUAGCAUCUGUGGCAGUGACUGUAUAAACACACCAACCCAACAGCCCGCAACCCAGAGCAGGCCUCUGUUUAAUUCUGAAAGAGGACGAGGACUGCCACAAGACUGUGCUGACUACAUGACAAAAACACAACAUAAUGGCGUGUACAGAGUUACGCCACGAUCAAAAAACAACACAUUUCAAGUCUUGUGUGACAUGGAGACCACCGGCGGUGGGUGGACACUGAUUCAGCAACGCUUUGAUGGCAGCACUAGUUUUAAUCACACAUGGGACGAGUACAAGAAGGGGUUCGGUAAACUAACAGGCGAGUUUUGGCUCGGCAACGACAAGAUCCACUGGCUGACCCAGGCGAAAAACAUGUCAUUGCGAAUAGAGCUCGAAGACUUCGAAGGAGUCAGAGAGUACGCCCAUUAUGACCGAUUCCACGUGGCCAAUGAGAGCCAACAAUACCGCUUGUCCAUCGGUGGCUAUUCCGGGACAGCUGGUAACGCCAUGCAGUUUAAUAAAAUGUACAAUCAUGACCAGAAGCUCUUCACCACUCCCGACAGAGAUAAUGACCUGUAUCCUUCUGGAAACUGUGGGGUUUAUUACAGCUCCGGCUGGUGGUUUGAUGCAUGCAUGUCUGCGAACUUAAAUGGCCACUAUUAUCACACAAAAUACAAAGGGGUGCGUAACGGAAUAUUUUGGGGCACCUGGCAUAAUAUCACUAUGGAGUAUUAUCCAACCAACGAAAGACAAUCUUUUAAGACUGUCAGAAUGAUGAUCAGACCUCGAAACUAUGCAAACUAAAACUAAGCUAUAUUUUGAAUUAAUAUUAUUGAAAUAAAACUGUAAGCUACGUAGUAAAUUGCUAAUCUUGUGUCUGGUGUCAGGAUGGUACAGAUGUGUUCGUAUAUUAUAAUUUUGUUUGGAGAAAUGUUGCAUUCCAUUAAACAUAUUAUUACUUGCUUUUUAAAGACAUUUUAAAAGUUUAUAGUUUGUUUAUAGUGUAUUAGCAUUUGUAAACUGCAUAAUGGGUGGGUGAUUCUCACGAAAACUUGGUUUUAAAAAUGUCAAGCAUGAAAAUGUAAAAAUUGCUUAAAUUUACUUUUUUUCCCACCAGACAUUGAAAAACAAAGUAUUGAGUAAAUGGGAACAUUCAUUUAAAAACUUUUACUUAUCAUUUAACACUUUUUGUAACAUAAUUAAAAAAAUUAGUUCUAAAAAAUCUCAUUACCGCAACAGUCAGAAAACAUCAACACUGACAUAUUUUCAAAAUGACAUGACAAACCUGAAAGAACAUAAUUUGGAGAUUCUGCACAUGCAUUUAAAAUCAAAGUAUUAUGCCUCUAUUAAUUAAAUUUUUAAUUUUUAAACAUUUAAUAAGCAUCUGUUGCGGUAAUGAUAAUCAAAAUGUCGUGUAAGCAUUCUGACAAGACAAUAUUUCAAAUUAACUGUAAAAAAGGAUCUUACCUGAUAGCCAUCUUGAAGUAACUGGUCCAUGUGCUUGGUCACUCAAAAUCAAACUUUAUUAAAAUUCUGUAUGUGUGCUUAAACUGUUCUCAAAAAGUGUUGCGGAGGAUGAGAACAUGAGGCAUGGACACAUCAUUUUCCUAAUUUUUCUUCAUUAUUAUUAUACAUGAAUAUUCAGUAAAUAUUUUUUCUGUCAUCUAAAGUAGUCUAGCAAAACAUCCAUUUAUUUUUGUUCUUAAUAUUUUUGUGUUAAUUUGAUUAAAUUACAACAUAACGCAUGUUCAAACACAGCCGGACACAUUGCGGUAAUGAGAAUUUCAGCAGAAAAUGAAAUAAAAUUUACAAUUAUAAAUUCUUAUGUUGAAAUCACACAUUGUGCAAGGUAGAACACAGUAUUGUGUUAAUUCUGAUGCUUUUUAAUGUUACUAUAUUACACAUUUUAAAGCUAAAAUCAUUAGUGUCGUGGUGUUUCAAUGGUUUCGUGAGAAUCACCUGGGUAUGUGUGAGUAAAUUUAUAGAUACACAUUUCUUCUCCAUCUUGCUGUAAGUUUGAACUUUUUUAUUGUAUCUGCUGUAAAACUGAAUCUGUAACUUUGUUGUUGUAAUUUAAUAUGCUUUAUGGCAACAAGAGUUAUAAAAUAAAACUUUAAUGAUUUAUCAAG